CAACCCGUCCCUGUGUCCCAGUAAAGCGCGUUGAGCUCCGGGACUCGUCCUAGUAGCCUAACGCCGUCAGAUGGAAACAUGGCGACAGAGUUCCAUAACCUCCAAGAGUUGAGGCACAGUGCAUCUCUGGCCAACAAGGUGUUCCUGCAGAGAGACUACAGUGAAGGGACCACCUGCCGCUUCCAGACCAAGUUCCCUUCUGAGCUGGAGAGCAGGAUUGAGCGGCCGUUGUUUGAGGACACCGUGAAGAGGUUGAAUAUCUACUAUGCGGAGGCAGAGAAGAUGGGAGGCCAGUCCUACCUGGAGGGAUGUCUGGCCUGCGCUACAGCCUACCUCAUCUUCCUCUGUAUGGAGACACGCUAUGAGAAGGUGUUGAAGAAGAUAGGCAGGUACAUCCAGGAGCAGAAUGAGAAGAUCUACGCCCCGCGAGGUCUACUCAUCACUGACCCCAUUGAGAGGGGCAUGAGGGUCGUAUCCUUACAGCUACUACUGCUGCUCUCUCUGUGUGUGUGUGUGUGUGUGUGUGUGUGAGAGAGAGAGAGACAGAU
Messenger RNA from Oncorhynchus nerka (sockeye salmon), 548 nucleotides. It is a transcript of the gene golga7ba, whose product is annotated as golgin A7 family, member Ba. Bases 79 to 531 code for a protein of 150 amino acids. Gene Ontology annotation, cellular component: palmitoyltransferase complex. Gene Ontology annotation, biological process: peptidyl-L-cysteine S-palmitoylation; protein targeting to membrane. Lineage: Eukaryota; Metazoa; Chordata; Actinopteri; Salmoniformes; Salmonidae. The transcript is spliced from 4 exons. The record is from RefSeq and is a predicted model, not a curated record.